Molecule: messenger RNA, 1579 nt
Organism: Menidia menidia (Atlantic silverside)
Lineage: Eukaryota; Metazoa; Chordata; Actinopteri; Atheriniformes; Atherinopsidae
Source: the annotation of a GenBank genome assembly
GUGCCAAAGAUACUCCAUGUGUCCAGCCUGUGCGUAAGGAGUGAGAUAAAUCCUCUGAGAUUGAUUGACAGCGCUGUCAUGACAACCUCCCAUCAGCUAAGGGUGUCCAAUGAGGAAUCAAGUCCAGGAUCCCUCCCUGACUCCCAGGUGAGCUAAAGAGUCGGGCACCAGCACAUUUCUGUCAGUCAGUUCGAGAAACCGCUUUUCAUCUUAUCUUUUGGCUCCACUUUGCCAUCCAGAUGGUUUUCAGGUCGCCGCUCGACUUUUUCUCAGCCUCUCACCUCCUUCUGCCGCACUUUGCGGAUGCCUCCUCUGUUCUAUCUCGUUCCCGAUCACCGGAGGACCCUCCCACCGCCUGCCCUCCCCUGGCUCUCCCGGGACUUUGCUUCUCUGCCGCGCAGAUCGCCAGCGUGUGCGAGACGCUGGAGGAGACCGGGGACAUCGAGAGGUUAGCCCGCUUCCUCUGGUCACUCCCGGUGACCUCGGACGGCCGUGAUUCCAUCUCCGAGCACGAAUCCGUGCAGCGAGCUCGCGCCGUCGUGGCCUAUCACACGGGAAGUUUUCGCGAGCUUUAUCGCAUCCUGGAAACGCAUCGCUUUACGCGCGCCUCGCACGGUAAACUUCAGGCGAUGUGGCUCGAGGCUCACUACCGGGAGGCAGAGAAGCUCCGAGGGAGACCCCUCGGACCCGUGGACAAGUAUCGCGUCAGGAAGAAGUUCCCGUUACCGAGGACCAUCUGGGACGGGGAGCAGAAGACGCACUGCUUCAAGGAGCGCACGCGGGGGCUGCUGAGAGAGUGGUAUCUGCAAGACCCAUACCCCAACCCGGGGAAAAAGCGCGAGCUGGCACAUGCCACCGGACUGACACCGACGCAAGUAGGGAACUGGUUCAAAAACCGGAGACAGAGGGAUCGUGCUGCGGCAGCGAAAAACAGGUUGCAGCACCACCGCACAUGUCCAGAUGCUUCCCGUGCAUUGGGCAGAGGAGACUGCAGUCUAGACGGCAGCGCAGAGCGCGCUGAUGGGGAAACUUUCCUAUCUGUAACGGACAGUGACUCUGACUUGGAUGUGUGAAACCUUUGGUCGAGGAGGUGGACUUUUAAAGGCCUGUGAGGGUCCGGGUUUGCAAACAAAAGUAUGUAUAUUCGAGACAUUACAUAGAUUAUUCCUAAAUACCACCACAGUCGAACACCCAGCACGCCCCAACGACCUAAUUAGACAAAUGCCAAAUUGUGGAAUCUUGUUGGACUCGAAUCUACGGACCACCACAGAGCGGGACCUUUGCAGACUGAAACCUGCCACUGAGCAAAUCACUCUUACUUUCUAUAGUUAUGUGUCACCUUUUAAAAUCAAUCUAGCUGUUCCUUUAGAGACUCUUGCAGUGAACUUUGGAUGUGCUCUGCCCAGACAAUCAAUCUCCCUCCAGCUUGUCUACACUGUAUGUUUUUUUUUAAAAUUCUCUGUCUGUUUGCUCUCACCUCAGUUUUAUUUAAAGUUCACUGUGCAGUUUGUGUCAAUCAGUGUCAUGCGAUGUGUUCAAUUUGAUGCUGAAUAAAUGCUUUCGUAUUUUAUAUUAAAAA